UUGUAUCUAAACCUUUACCUCGAGGCUCUUGCUUUAACGUCAGCAACAUUUAUGUUGGUUGUCUCCAACCUAAUUCCAGUCAUUACCUUCAUCAUGGCUGUGUGCUUCGGAAUGGAUAAAUUCGAUUUGAAGUUCGUGGAAGGAAAAGCUAAGGUGAUAGGAACAAUAAUGGGAAUGAGUGGUGCAAUGUUGAUUAUUUUUUUCAAAGGUACAGAAAUUCAUAUUUGGUCUUCUAAAAUCAACCUUUUGUAUCCAAAUCAAAAUUCAAAUGAACAAAUAGCAUCUCACCAUGCCGACUUUGCUGAGAAAGCGUUGGGUGUUUUGUGUGCACUAGCAAGCAGUUGCUCUUUCUCAUUGUGGUAUAUUAUUCAGGCUAAGUUGAAUAAGGAAUACUCAAGUCAUCCCUCAAGUGCAGCUUUAAUAGCCACAAUGGGAGCCAUUCAAGCAACUAUUAUUGCUCUUUGUGUUGAAAGGGACUGGGAACAAUGGAAGCUACGAAACAACCUCAGGAUUCUUUCCGUUAUUUAUCCAGGAAUAGUGGUCUCAGGAUUAGUUGUUAUCGCUACCACCUGGUGCAUAAAGAAGAGAGGCCCUGUAUUUGCAUCUAUUUUCAGUCCUUUACAACUCUUACUUGUAGCUAUAGCUGCUUAUUUCAUGUUAGAUGAGAAAUUAUAUUUGGGAAGCAUGCUUGGAGCAAUUGUGAUUGUGUGCGGUCUCUAUGCGGUACUUUGGGGUCAAAGCAAAGAAAUGAAAAAGAAAAUGAAGAUAAUAGAAAUCACAAGAACUACUGAAAAUGAAGGGCAUGUUGUUAUUUCCACACUUGUUUCCCAUGACAUAGUCGUCCAAAUCAACCAAAGUUCUGCCAUUACUAAAGAGAAUGUUGUUAAUGAUCAAUGA
This is a messenger RNA of Lathyrus oleraceus (garden pea), 897 nucleotides long. RefSeq names its product WAT1-related protein At1g68170. Lineage: Eukaryota; Viridiplantae; Streptophyta; Magnoliopsida; Fabales; Fabaceae. The transcript is spliced from 5 exons. Bases 52 to 897 code for a protein of 281 amino acids. Gene Ontology annotation, cellular component: membrane. Gene Ontology annotation, molecular function: transmembrane transporter activity. The record is from RefSeq and is a predicted model, not a curated record.